Messenger RNA from Colossoma macropomum (tambaqui), 1187 nucleotides. It is a transcript of the gene ovol1b, whose product is annotated as ovo-like zinc finger 1b. Bases 159 to 977 code for a protein of 272 amino acids. Gene Ontology annotation, cellular component: nucleus. The transcript is spliced from 4 exons. Gene Ontology annotation, biological process: regulation of transcription by RNA polymerase II; epidermal cell differentiation. Gene Ontology annotation, molecular function: RNA polymerase II cis-regulatory region sequence-specific DNA binding; DNA-binding transcription factor activity, RNA polymerase II-specific. Lineage: Eukaryota; Metazoa; Chordata; Actinopteri; Characiformes; Serrasalmidae. The record is from RefSeq and is a predicted model, not a curated record.
AGUUCUACUGAAAAGAAGUUGAAGUGUGACAGUCUGCAGCCAGCAAAAGCUUAAAAAUUGUGACCAAACAAGAUCCUUAAUGAGACAUUUGAGAGCACUGUUUGUGUAAUACAGCCUUGGUAUUAGGACUUGGAUUGUAGAUUGAGGUAAAAGCAAAAAUGCCACGAGUGUUCCUAGUUAAAAACAUGAGGAAAAGAAACUGGGGUCUGCUCUCAGAUUCUACACAAGGGGAUAUAUACAUACCAGUUUCUCUUUUUCCUCCCUGUUAUGGGCAGGAGGGGUGUGAGGCCAGCACUGCAGAGCUUCCCCUCUCUCCCUGCAUGCCACAGAAUGGAGACAUGCACAUACAGCCUCACUCUAGUGGCCUGACUGUCCAGCUGCAGGAGCCUGGCUCACAGUGCUAUAUGAGGACACACAGGCCUCCUUAUAGCCGCUCCAAGAUUAAGAUAACCACAGGUGAAAUGUCAACGCAAGAAUCUACCACAAGGUUACCAACUUCUAUUACACCAUCUUGUCCGAUAUGCCAUAAGACGUUCAGUAACACACAAAUGGUAAAACGUCAUCUGAAGAUUCACAGCGACUUUAAGAGGUACUCCUGUGAAUUCUGUGGGAAAGGCUUCAAUGACACUUUUGACCUCAAGAGGCAUGUGCGCACCCAUACAGGUGUGCGGCCCUUUAAGUGCUCUGUGUGUGAUAAGGCCUUCACUCAGCGCUGUUCUCUAGAGACUCACUUGAAAAAGAUUCAUGGUGUCUCUCCACAAUACGCUUUCAAGGAACGCAGGAACAAGCUGUAUGUGUGUGAAGAGUGCGGCCUGACUGCUCACACACAAGACAGCCUUCUUACUCACCUCCAGGCCAAACACCCCAGCAGCAGAACAUCCAAAGCCAAGAGAAGACAAAAGCAGCCACCCAGCCAGGAAGGAAGCACAUCCCCCAGGUCACCUCACUCCCAGAAUAAUGUGGUUUCUGUUGUCUGAGAUCAGUGUUGUUGAAAUCAUCAAUUUAUGCUAAUUACUAUGAUAAACAUAAUCCAGAGUCUUUCUUUAUCUGCUGUUAUAUUUUCUUUGGUGCACUUGUAGACUAAUAAGAAUUCCAAGCAAUGCUAGAUUACUUUUAAAGCUUUGUAGGUUCCAUAUUUGAUGGUUCAUAUUUGAUGUUUCUAUGGAAUAUAAUUUUGUUUAUCAGUA